CAAAUUCCCAUAUCUUCUCGUCUCAAUUCCCAAUUCACAAACACCAAAUCCGCAAUGGCAACCAAACUCCAAACCUUCUUCAUCACCGCUCUGUUUCUCUUAUCAUUUUCCCUCUCCUCCUCCGCUCAGAUUUGCAGAAACUAUAAUGGCUUCGCCAACAAUGAAGUCUUUGCAGCCUGUGUAGAUCAUCCAGUCCUCAACUCUUUCCUCCAUUGGACCUAUAAUCCUUCAAACUCGACGCUCAAAAUCGCUUUCAGACGCCCUUCCACUAGUCCCAAUCAAUGGAUUGCUUGGGCCAUUAACCCACAAAGCCUCGCCAUGUUCGGUUCUCAAGCUCUCAUCGCUUACCAGAAUUCCUCCGGCGUCCCCCAUGUUUACUCUUCCAGUAUUGAUCUUCCCUUUCCGACUAUGCAACAGAGCCGCUUGAGCUUUGAAGUUCCCCAACUUUCAGCUACUUAUGUCGAUAAUGAGACGACAAUUUUUGCAACUAUUAAUCUUCCGGCCGGUUUGACCACUAUCAAUCAGGUCUGGCAGGAAGGUCCGAUGGAUCAGGGCUCGCCAAUUUCUCAUGCCCUAACCGGCGACAACAGACGGUCACUCGGUACUCUGGAUUUGCUUACUGGGUCCAGCACGGUGGCGGUGGAUUCCGUUCUCAAGAGAAGAAAUAUUCAUGGAGUUUUGAAUGCGGUGAGUUGGGGGACUUUAAUGCCAAUGGGAGCCAUUUUCGCAAGGUAUUUGAAGGUCUUCAAGGGUGCAGAUCCGGCUUGGUUUUACCUUCACGUCGCCUGCCAGACUUCCGCCUACGCUGUCGGUGUCGCCGGUUGGGCCACCGGUAUCAAACUCGGCGGCGAGUCAGCUGCAGUUCAAUACACCACCCAUCGCAACAUUGGGAUUGCUCUGUUCGUCUUGGGAACUCUUCAGGUUUUUGCUUUGCUUUUGAGGCCAAAUAAGGAUCAUAAGUACAGAAUUUACUGGAACAUUUACCAUCACUCCAUGGGAUACAGUGUGAUCAUUAUGAGUAUCAUCAAUGUGUUUGAAGGUUUGAAAAUCUUGAGUCCUGAAAGUAAAUGGAGAAAGGCUUACACUGGAGUCAUCAUCUUCUUGGGAGCUGUUGCCUUUGUUCUUGAACUUAUUACAUGGUUUAUUGUCAUCAAGAGAAGGAGAUCCAACUCCAACAAGUUCCCACAUAACGUCGAUGUUCAAAGUGCCAAAGUAGAAAACAGAGUCUAGUUCCCCUGUUUUAUUACAGUUAUUACUCUGUUUUCUUCUCAAGUUCCAUUAGUUUCCGAGGUUUUGGGUUUUGUUUGAUUCUUUAUGUAAGAGUUGUUAGUGUAUGUUUUUUUUUGUACUCAUUUUUGUAAAAAUAGGCCUAGUUUUUUCUCAUCAAUUAUUAUAUUGUGGAAUAUUGUUUUCCAUUAUAUCAAAUAAAUAAAUCUCUUCGGUAGUUAUUUUCUAUUAUAAAUA
Benincasa hispida (wax gourd) is the source of this 1464-nucleotide messenger RNA. Its product is annotated as cytochrome b561 and DOMON domain-containing protein At5g47530-like. The record is from RefSeq and is a predicted model, not a curated record. Lineage: Eukaryota; Viridiplantae; Streptophyta; Magnoliopsida; Cucurbitales; Cucurbitaceae.